Molecule: messenger RNA, 702 nt
Organism: Psilocybe cubensis
Lineage: Eukaryota; Fungi; Basidiomycota; Agaricomycetes; Agaricales; Agrocybaceae
Exons: 3
Coding region: 1-702 (233 amino acids)
Source: RefSeq, a predicted model, not a curated record
AUGGCAGCACAACGACCGGGCAAAAAGAACGUUGCAAGCCCUGCUAAUAUCAAGUCGAAGGUCUUUCUUGAUCUCCGAGAGUACAUAGCAGCAGACACUAAGUAUUUGUCCGAGGUCAUUUAUUCCGCUAUCCCCGAUGGACCCCAUAAAGAUGAACCCCAUAAAGAUCUUCUGUACGCCUUUGCGCCUGUCCCGGAGGCUUCUAAGAAGCUGAGCAAGGAUUACUCGUAUGCAUUUGUUACCAAGUCAAAUAACAAGUUUGUUCCGGGAGUAAAUGUGCUGGACGGCUGUGAUGGUGUCUCCCAGGAUUUGCGAGUUGUGAAUAGGUCUAUGGGGGCCGAUCCAUUUGGCGGCUUGCGAACAAUUCAAUUUAAGCUGAAUCUUCCUGGUUUGGAUAUGCCUGGUUUUCUCGUGUAUACGGCUGACCCGAUUACGAAGGAGCCGUUCUCGUCCGAUGAUAUCCUGAAGGAUAUUUGCUACUCGGUAAAGGCCUAUAUUACAGCUAUCAAGGACCAGUACGCCGCAGACAAAAUGCCUUACCUUGUUCAGUACGAGAAUACGCCAUUUUAUCUUGACACAAAACUGAUCAAUCGAUAUUGGUGGGAUUUUCGCACUAUCGACUUGUCGACACUGUAUCUGCUUGGCGCUUUGAAAGAUGCGGAGUCGAAGUCAUUUGUCCUCAUCCUGGGAAUUAGCCGGUAA